This is a messenger RNA of Patiria miniata (bat star), 2880 nucleotides long. RefSeq names its product alpha-N-acetylgalactosaminide alpha-2,6-sialyltransferase 2-like. Gene Ontology annotation, molecular function: sialyltransferase activity. The record is from RefSeq and is a predicted model, not a curated record. The coding region runs from base 710 to 2149 and encodes 479 amino acids. The transcript has 9 exons. NCBI's taxonomy places the organism in Eukaryota, Metazoa, Echinodermata, Asteroidea, Valvatida, Asterinidae.
UUCACUGUGACCCUUUAUUCUCCGGUGACGGUCCGGGUAUAGUAUAGACAUAUUAUUAGAAUGAUUCCAUGUCUGACGAACCGUCACAUACACGACUGUAAAAAAAUGGGUGCAUUGUGUGAACAUGGAGGAAGGAAUAGAAUACCACAACCAUACACUGAAGGCAAGCUCAUGAAGUAUGAUAAAAAAAAAGGUGGGCAACUCGGAUUGCAUUGGUCGAUGUACAUUUAUUUUCAAUGCAUGUUACACGCUAAAAUACCAACCGGAUGUGUACAACCUCAGGACAAAGAUAAACUUGGCCGUGGUAGUCUCUGCAAUAAUACCAAACCAGCGGUGGCCGUGGAAGUACGAGUUCAGUUGUCUACACUGUGUAUCUUGUCUCUUCACAUAGCAUUUGGAUGUGAUGAUGGGUGAUCUAGAACAGAAGGCGUUCAUUUGGAAAUGAUAUGAUGGGCCAAUCAUGUCGGCAAACCUAGCUGUCAACACGAUAUGUAUUGUGAUACCAGCAGAAGACCGUCGUUAAAAAUGGUGUGGAUAAUUACCCUGUGAAAGGAGUUCGGCGAAAUCACUGCCCAUAAAGAAACGACUUUGAUUACGGACGCAAGAUAAUUACAAGAACACGGAACCUGUUGAUUGAAUUUUGCUCAAUAUUUACUAAAGAAGCAGACUUAACUACGCUUCAGCUAUAUACCGUAUUCCCGUUUCAACAAUGAGCCGACGUCACCGGCAAUCUCGGAGCCUUAUUACACGGUCAAUACCGUUCAUUCCACGGUGCAACCAAAGCUUGAUCAACCGGUUGAUCACGGCCUACAUCGUUUUCUUCGUAGCUUCGAUGUACUUAUUUGCUUCCAGUGUAGUUGUUAAAUCUACGGCAACACAUCACCUUUAUACUGGAAACAGUUUAUUCGUUAAAUCCACGGCAACACGUCACCUUUACACUGGGAACAGAAGCAUGACGACGCGAGGUCGCAAUUGCACUGGCUUGACCUGCAAUCAUUCUGUCAAACCGUCACCACCGACUAAUCAUGCACUUCACAUGAUGAUGCGAGGUCCCAAUUGCACUGGCUUGACCUGCAACCAUUCUGUCACACCGACACCACCGACUAAUCAGGCACUUCAACCCUGGGCUGCUGACAAUUACACAAAUCGUUUCUUCUGGGAAACCUUCCUUGAGUCCGGGGAAUUUGUCACCUUCAAAGGAGGAGAAGGACAGGAGCUUGAAUUCAGGAAAAAUCCAGGCUAUGUUCCAUCGAAAUGCCCGACCUCAAUUCAGCGGAGAAUGUCCAACAAUGGGAGGGGCCGUACAAUAUUCCACCCAGAGAUUCACUUGCUAACGAACAGUGAACUACUAAACGAGUCCGAGUACGAAAGACUGAGCCCCUAUUACAUGCCAUUCGGUUACAAAUACAGGGCGAAUCAGUCGGGCUAUGAAGUCUAUCUGUCUACGCUCAAAAUCUUUCCACCAAAAAAUUCCAUAUUCGAAUUUUCAAACGACCAUCCCCGGCCUGAAUGUCUGUCCUGUGCAGUCGUCGGUAAUGGCGGCAUACUCAAAGGAUCCCGGAAAGGUGCAGAGAUUGACAACCAUCACAUGGUCUUCCGUGUUAACAAGGCUAUUAGACGAAACCAUGAAAGGGAUGUUGGGAGUCGCACAACACAUUACAUUUUCUAUGACCGAUCUCUACGCGCUACCAAUGCAGCGGACGUCCCAAAAGAUAAGGGAAUAAUUUACGUAUUCGUGCCGUGCCGGGACAACGACUACAAAUACAUCACUUCAGUUGUGCGAGGCAAGGAUCCAAAGCUUAAAGCCGCCGCUCAAGAUGUUAGAAUCCUGCAUCCAGACUUCAUAAGAUACAUCAAUAAGAUAUGGGUGAACUCCCCCAUAAAGUCCUACCGUCCCACCACGGGUGGCAUAAUGCUCCUGGCUGCCUUUCACUCUGGCUGCGACCAAGUCAGCGUCUACGGAAUGGGUUACACCGUCAAGUACUCCCUGUAUUAUACCGACGGCAAGUAUCAGCGCGUCGGUAUGAACAAACACGCCCACGACAUCGACACCGAGGUGGCCAUUUUAAAGGGUCUGGACCGGGCGGGAAUCAUCAGUUGGUACAAGCGGGACGUGAAGGAGUUCUUUACCACUGGGAGCAACUCGUGAUGAUGACACAAACUCCUUGCGUGGGAUCGUGGAAAAUUGUGGAUUGUGGAAUAUGUAGCAAGAGUGCAGUACAGACUUUGGCGUCGUAUAUGCAGGUUGCCUAUGUUCGCUCUUAAUAUCUCUAUUUCUUUGAGCACUCAUUUUGUAUACUUAGUGACCCGGCACUUCCGCGUGUGCUCGACCCUUGAGCACGAGAUGCACGUACCCACCAUGAUUUGCAACGCCUGUGUUUCCUUCCCAAAUAGGGGCAAAUGUUCAUACCAUUUCCCUGAAGGUUUUUCUUUUCAUUUAAAAGUUUCAUUGACGUUGCAAGCAUUCUGUACUCAGCAUUAACAAAUAGCAAGGUUCACUCACAUCCCCAAGCAACCUAAAUAGGAGUGGGACGGGCUUUAAUUGAAACCACUCAUGCAUUACGCCAAUUCCAGUGUAGUUUCGUUGUAAUAAAAAUAAAAUUCAUGUUUUACCCUCUGCAAGUUUUUCCUCAUAAAACAAUUCUGUAGACCAAUAAAUCCUUGCCUGUAGCCCCAAACUUGCCAUCUACCGAUCAUAAACAUAAAGAUACAUUUAGUCUUUUAGUCUUUUAUAUUUGCCAUUCCCUGUAACAAACAAAAUAACACUGCAAAUAUAUCGAGAGCCACAUCGUUAGGUGAGUUAGAACUAUGUGAAUAUAUUUAUGAACAGAAAUUCCAGUGGAACCAUUUGUUUUAAUUUAAACCAAAAAACAUCCUUUU